CACGGACAGACAAGGACGCUCCAGAGCCGCGAGCUGGAGACGGCGGUUCCCGAGACGGGCGCGAGCCUCCCUUUGACUCGCAUCUUCUUUAACGCUUCACAUUCACCUGGAAGAGCGAGCCACGCGCACACCGGGAGGAUUUCACAUUUGGAAAAUUGCCCAACUUUUUUUUUAUUUUUACUUGAAGGCAAAUCUGAGAAUUGGUGGAAUUAAAACAAACAAAUAAGUGAAAGAAGAAAAACAUCUGAAAGAAAACGGAUAUUUCUGUGAGAGGAGCGGAGGGAAGUUUCCAUUUGGAACACCGGGAGAAUAGUCGGGAUUUCUGGAACUCCUCUCGGAGUUUUCCUCUUCUGUUUACUCCAGAAGCCUGAUGUGUAUUUUGCUCAGUGAGCAAAUAAUGCGUGUAGUGGACUAAAGCCGGGACUUGAUGCCUUUAGGAAUUGGUAACGGCACCGUGAACGCACAGCGCGCUGACCAGACGCAUCAAAUGGACUGCUAACUUACGCAAGGUUCUUGUGAAUCUCUGGGUCGACUCAGCCAUGGGCCUAUCGCUGGAUCUUUGAGGGGAACCAGACUUCUCCACCCUUCUCCUCCUCCUCACUGUCUACCUCCUCCACCUUUUUAUUCCUUUCUUUUUUUAAUCUGCAGAGCUGGAAGUUGACUCAAACAAAGCCAGAGACCUGCAAUACUGUCUGCUUUCUUUUAACGAUAAAUCAUGACAAACAUUUUGUGUUUUCCUGGCCAAACAAGGUGGCCUCUUCCAGUGCUGCUCUUGUAUUUUGUGUCAGUUCUCCUUAUGAAGGGUCGGUGUCAUGCAGCCCCCUCUGGCCCAGAGUCAGAUUCCUGUUCCACCUUAAUCCAGAGCCGCUUCUUUGGCUUCUUUCUGUCUUCGUCAGUGUUCCCCACCGUGCCUUGUUCCUGGACCCUACAGAACCCAGACCCACGACGAUAUACCAUCUUUAUCAAGGUCACCAAACCUACAGAGGACUGUGUGCCAUCACAGCUCCGCACAUUCCAGUACGAUUCCUUCCUGGAGACCACACGCACCUACCUGGGCAUGGAGAGUUUCGAUGAGGUGGUGAGGCUGUGUGAUACCUCUGUCUCCGUGGCCUUCCUGGAGGCUGGGAAGCAGUUCUUACAAAUGAGGAAGGGACUUCCAUGGGCGGGCACACCAAUCACAAGUGCUAGUGGGGACUUCAAAACGGAGUACCUAGUGGUGGGGAAGCGCAACCCCAGCAUGGCAGCCUGUCAGAUGCUGUGCCAGUGGCUGGAAGACUGCUUGGCCUCCAGCACAUCUAACAGACCCUGUGGCAUCAUGCAGACCCCAUGUUUGUGCUGGGACCCUCCUUCACAGAUCAGUGAGGGUGACAGCUGCUACCACAAUGGAGUUUAUCUGGAAAACUGUUUACCCAGCAUUAAAGACAGUGGAAAAGAUUCUGAGAUAAGUGGUGGCUGGAGUGUGUGGGGCCAGUGGGUGCAGUGCAGCAGCGAGUGCGGAGGCGGGAUCCAAACCCGGACUCGGACCUGUCAGUCACCCCCAGAGGAGUCAUUUCUGUGUGAGGGUGUCGUAGAGGAGGGCCGGCCCUGCAACUCUCAGUCCUGCACAGGCAAAGGUCGCCAUCUCUCUCGCAGCCAAUCGCUUCGCUCUGUGGACAGUCGCAAGCGUGAUGAUGCAGAGAAGCCCCGCAGUGGACCAAAGAGCCCUCAGACAGAAGACUCAGUUUCAGGUGAUGAGUGGUCACCGUGGAGUGUGUGUUCUGCCACGUGUGGGGAGGGCUGGCAGAGUCGCACUCGUUUCUGUGUGUCCUCCUCCUACAGCACCCAGUGCAGUGGGCCACUGCGAGAGCAGAGACCUUGCAACAACUCUGCUGUUUGUCCAGUGCACGGCGUGUGGGACGAGUGGUCUCCCUGGAGUUUGUGUUCGUCCACCUGUGGCCGAGGUUACAGAGCCCGAACACGAACCUGUGCACCCCCACAGUUUGGGGGGGAUCCCUGUGAGGGUCCAGAGAAACAGACCAAAUUCUGCAAUAUCGCUGUCUGUCCAGUGGAUGGCGUCUGGAACGAGUGGUCCAGCUGGAGCUCCUGCUCUGCUUCUUGUUCUAAUGGGACCAUGCAGAGAACCAGGGAGUGCAACGGCCCCUCGUAUGGAGGCUCUGAGUGCAGGGGAGAGUGGCUGGAGACUGUCGACUGCUUCCUUGGGGAGUGUCCGGUGGAUGGCAAGUGGCAGCCAUGGUCCUUGUGGUCUGGUUGCAGUAAAACGUGUGGAGGGGGGAGCCAGCAGAGGACCAGAAUUUGUUACGGGCCUUUUUUUGAAGGACAGCCUUGUCCUGGAGAACGUGAAGAAGUUCGCAGCUGUAAUGAAAAGAAAUGCCCAGAACCACAUGAAAUAUGUGCGGAGGACAAUUUUGCCAACGUUGUGUGGAAAAUUACUCCCGCUGGGGAUACAGCAGCUGUACGCUGUCCUCCCAACGCCAUGGGGCUUAUCCUGCGGCGCUGUACAUUGGAUGAGGAGGGCAUCGCCUACUGGGAGAAUCCCACUUAUAUGAAAUGCAUUUCCAAUGACUAUCGCAGUAUACAAACCUUAACUCGGGAACACCUGUCCAAAGCUCAGCGAGGCCUUGUGGGAGAUGGAGUUUCAGAGGUGAUGACCAAGUUAAGGGUCACAUCCAGCGAUGGGACCAGCUACAGCGGGGACCUGCUGGCCAUGUUGGAUGUGCUGAAGAACAUGACAGAGAUUUUCAGGAGGGCUUACUACAGCCCCAGCAGUGGCGACAUGAGGAACUUUGUGCAGUCUGUGAGCAAUCUCUUGAUGGAAGAGAACAAAGAUCGAUGGGAAGAAGCACAGCUGCUGGGGCCCAACAUCAAAGAACUGUUUCGUCUGGUGGAAGACUUUGUGGAUGUCAUCGGCCUGAGGAUGAAAGAUUUUCAAGACAUGUAUGAAGUCACCGAUAACCUAGUUUUGAGCAUCCACAAGCGACCAGUGAUGGGUCAUGCUGACAUCAACUUCCCAAUGAAAGGGUGGAGGGGUAUGGUGGACUGGGCUCGCAGCUCUGAGGACAGAGUCAGCAUCCCGAAGAACAUCCUGUCCACUGGCAAGCCAGAUGCAGACGACUCCUCCACCUUUGUUACUGGCGUCGUCCUGUACAGAAACCUGGGCAGCAUCUUGUCUCUGCAGAGAAACGGCACCGUCCUCAACUCCAAAGUUUUGUCAGUGACCAUCAAGCCCACUCCUGCCUCCCUCUCAGCUCCUGUUGUGGUUGAGUUCUCUCAUCUUUACAACGGCACCACCAACCAGACAUGUAUAUCCUGGGAUGAGAGUGACAGCUCUUCUCUGCUGGGAUCCUGGUCUGCCAGGGGCUGCAAAGCCGUGCUUGUCGACUCAUUCAGAACCAAAUGCGUGUGUGACAGACUGUCCACCUUCGCCAUUUUAGCACGGCUAAAUCCCGAAAUGAACAUGGAUAAAACGCAGCUUCCAUCUGUGACUCUCAUCGUGGGCUGUGGAGUGUCUUCGCUUACACUGCUGCUGCUCAUCAUCAUCUACGUGUCAGUGUGGAGGUACAUCCGGUCGGAGCGCUCUGUCAUCCUCAUUAACUUUUGCCUCUCCAUUAUCUCCUCCAACGCCCUUAUUCUCAUUGGACAGACGCAGACAAGGAAUAAGGUCUUAUGCACCCUGAUCGCAGCGUUCCUUCAUUUCUUCUUCCUGUCUUCGUUCUGCUGGGUUCUGACGGAGGCGUGGCAGUCGUAUAUGGCCGUGACGGGUCGCCUCAGGAACCGCAUCAUACGCAAGCGUUUCCUGUGUCUUGGCUGGGGUCUCCCUGCUCUCGUAGUCGCGAUCUCGGUGGGAUUCACCAAGGCAAAGGGAUACGGAACACCAAGCUACUGCUGGCUGUCUUUGGAAGGAGGUCUUCUCUAUGCAUUUGUCGGACCUGCUGCAGCUGUAGUCUUGGUUAACAUGGUUAUUGGGAUUCUCGUUUUUAACAAACUGGUGUCCAAAGACGGCAUUACUGAUAUGAAACUAAAGGAGAGGGCGGGUCAGAUGACAGUGCCACUGUACAAUAUGACGCUCAAAUGUGCCAAGUGCGGAGUUAUCUCUUCGGCUGACGUUUCCACCACAGCUACCAGUAACGCCAUGGCGUCCCUGUGGAGUUCCUGUGUGGUUUUGCCACUCCUGGCCCUCACUUGGAUGUCAGCUGUCCUAGCCAUCACCGACCGGCGUUCUGCACUUUUCCAGAUCCUUUUUGCAGUAUUUGAUUCCCUGGAAGGCUUCGUUAUUGUCAUGGUUCACUGCAUCCUGCGCAGAGAGGUUCAGGAGGCGGUGAAGUGUCGCGUGGUGGACCGGCAGGAAGACGCCAACGGGGACUCAGGAGGAUCUUUCCAAAACGGCCAUGCUCAGCUCAUGACUGACUUUGAGAAAGACGUAGACAUGGCUUGCAGAUCAGGUACAAUGAAGCGCUCAUCCCUGCAGGGGGAAGAAAAGGCCUCUUCUGGGACCCUCACUAAGGGUUCUAACUUUAACACCAUGCCGGCCAGCAUGGCUAAGGUUCACCUCCAGAACGUGGCUGACUACACCAGCCACACUCUAACUCUGCGACGGGAGAAAGGUGCCGCCAAGGGAAUCAGCACAGAGCUGCCAGGUGCCAAGUCCAUCUACAUCUGCGACGGUGAACUCUUCAAGCAGCUGGACGGAGACCUGCCUCGAGGGAACGGUGAGGGCAGCAGCUCUGAGGGCGCUGGCAAAGGCCCAGGUUACAUCAUUCUGCCAACCAACAACACAGGCACCCUGAAACCGUCCAAGGGGAAAGAGGAUCAGACAGCCAAAUAUAAUAUAGGCAUGGAGCAGCUGCCUCAGACCAGGCUCAUCCACCUGGCUAACCCUGCCAGCGGAGAGCCGGUGCCUGGCUUUGGGCUGAAGAGCCUGCCUUCUGACCAGGUCAGUGUGUCAUGCUCUGACAGAGACUCUCCUGCACACAACCUGCAGAACAUUACCAGAGACUCACAGGUGGCCAGCAACAUGUGUGACGGGGGAGAGUCGGGCAGCGGUGUAAUGUCCAAAAGUGAAACGGUCUCAACAUUGUCCAUGAGCUCAUUAGAGAGACGAAAAUCGCGCUAUGCAGAGCUUGACUUUGAGAAAAUAAUGCACACCCGGAAACGCCACCAGGACAUGUUUCAGGACCUCAACAGGAAGAUUCACAGUGCAGACAAGGAUAGAGAAUCUCCACCUGUUGAUGCCAAAGCUGCCAAAAGAUGGAGUGUGUCCUCUGCCAGCAGCGACAAGACCAACAUGAGUGACAAGCAGCAGACUCCAAGUAAGAGAGCGUGGGAGGGCAUCCGGAAGACCCACUCGCCCCCGGCCUGGGUGAGGAAGGAUCUGGAAAGUGUGGUGGCCUCCCCUCUGGAGCUGCAGACAGUGGAGUGGGAGAAGACCAGUGCCACCAUUCCUCUUGUGGGCCAGGAGAUCAUGGACCUGCAGACAGAAGUGUGAACCCUCCUCCCAAAUCUAAGCCUCACACCCUACAACUGCCCAUUUUCCCAGCAAACUAACACACCACACAUACACACACACACACACACACACACACACACACACACACACACACACACACACACACACACACUGCCCUGCUCUGUACAAAGGCUGGGUCAAGUCCUGUGUGAGAACAAGGAGGACGAGGAGAGGACAAGAUAUGAGAAAGCAAGUUAAAGAGAGAAGGGACCGUGGAGCCUCCUUCUAUGUUGUUUCAUUUGAUGUUUUGAUAUCAGCCAAAUACUGAUCAUCUUCUUGUCUAUGAUCUGCUGGCUCGUGUGGUGACCGAUGGCCAAAGUAGCAGAUGAAGCUACUACAUGCGCACCAUGCAGUCGUGUAAUAAGCAGCAUAGUAAAGGUAAUCAUGCAAUGUUUAGCCCUGUAUUAAAUGGUUCCAGUGUAUUAAUCAUGAUUAUGUCUCUCUUUCUUCACUAUGGAGCGUAUGGUUGCCUCCCGUUCUGCCCCCUCCUGACCAACGCUCAUGUUGUAAGCAGCUCAAGAUGCCUCUGAAGUUUUUUCCUUUAACUGAGCAGAUUCAGUGUUGUUGAGAAAACUGAAGAGGAGGAGGGUUUGAGGAGGCACACGGUAUGCCCGUCAACCACACCGCCUCCUCAUAACUCCCUCCAUCAUUUUGGCUCAUUCAUGGGGCGGGGUCACUCCUGUGGUGACAAGUCAAGCCAAGGGGAUUAAAAAUUUAAAUAAAUAAAAAAAAGAAGAAAAAAAUAAAUCACCAUGAACCAAACCUGCAGAAGUGCAGGUUGCCUUGUCAUGGAGGGACACCUCAGAGACACUCACGUGCAGGCCGAUGGGCUUUGUCCUCUCACUGGCCCGUAGUCGUCCAACAGAUGGGACAAAAUGGAUGUCGGGGCAUCCAGAAGGAGCCACGUUCAACAAACACAUGCUGUCUGGGUCAGUUUCUCAAUGACUACAGUAAGCGCUGAAGAAAAAGGGUACCUGUGUAUGUAUGUGUGUGUGCUGAUAAGUGGAAGACGAAUAAAUGAUUAUAUCUCUAAAUAUUUAAAGGCGAUGGCAUGAAGAAGGCGUAGCUGGCGUGUAGGACUGUGGUUGCACACGGGGAAAGCACAAGGCUCAUUUGGAGUCCUGAUGUACAGCAUUGUAAUUAUUUCAACAGAGUUCUACAGAAUGGAUUUUAGCCUAUAAUUAUCUUUCUUACUGUGCUUGGGGAUAGUCGUUCUCAUUAAUAUAAAAAUGAACAUUAUUAUUCUGAACCUGAUCCUCCCGUCCCAUCCCCCUCGUCCUUUCAGGGUACUGGACUAUACGAGUAUUCUGUAUUGCUGUGUAACAGUGUGUGUUUUGAUAUCACCAGUCACUUCUUAUCAUGCCCCCUGACUGUCGACCCCUGAGCUCCAGCGUCCUCCGAUCACUGAUUUGCGCCCCAUCCCCCGCCACACACACCCUUCCCACCACCUCCCUCACACACCUUUUUGUUUUACUGGGGUCGCCUCUUUGUUAUUGUACAGUUUUCAGAGCACAAAAUGAAUGUGUCUUAUUUCUAAUAAAAGCAUAUCUAUAUAAUAAA
Molecule: messenger RNA, 7063 nt
Organism: Melanotaenia boesemani (Boeseman's rainbowfish)
Lineage: Eukaryota; Metazoa; Chordata; Actinopteri; Atheriniformes; Melanotaeniidae
Gene: adgrb1a
Product: adhesion G protein-coupled receptor B1a
Exons: 32
Coding region: 716-5482 (1588 amino acids)
Biological process (GO): cell surface receptor signaling pathway; adenylate cyclase-activating G protein-coupled receptor signaling pathway; negative regulation of angiogenesis
Cellular component (GO): plasma membrane; postsynaptic density; dendrite
Molecular function (GO): G protein-coupled receptor activity
Source: RefSeq, a predicted model, not a curated record